UAGUGUACCUCCCAUUUUAUUACCUUUGUCUUUUGCCUCCAUUCCAUCCCCAUCCACUAAAUGCUCUUUGCCUUCUCUUCUCUCCUCUCCUCUCCAUUACCCUUUUUCUCACUCAACUUUGCAGUUCCCUUUCUCCUUCUCCAAUUAGGGUUUUCCUCUUUGUAGCGAUAAAUCUGUGAGGUUAGGUAUAUCAUCACUUCACUGCCCAAGGCUGCCUUAUCUUGGUAGGAGCAAACAACUUCCUCCUCAAACACAGCUAGCUCAUUCCUAUAAGGGGAAAAGCAGUGAAGAUGGCUUCCUCCAGCUCUUACAAUUCACCCUGUGCUGCUUGCAAACUGUUGAGGAGGAAAUGCAUGCCAGGUUGCAUCUUUGCACCUUACUUCCCACCGGAGGAACCCCAAAAAUUUGUGAAUGUUCACAAGAUCUUUGGAGCAAGCAAUGUGACUAAGCUCCUGAACGAGCUCCUUCCUCACCAAAGAGAGGAUGCAGUGAAUUCCCUUGCCUAUGAAGCUGAGGCAAGAGUAAGAGAUCCAGUCUAUGGGUGCGUUGGUGCCAUCACUUUCCUGCAGAGACAAGUUCAAAGGCUCCAGAAAGAACUGGAUGCAGCUAAUGCUGAUUUGAUCCGCUAUGCCUGCAACGACAUUCCCACAGGCUUGCCUCAAGUGACGGGGGCGAGUACGGUUCAACCUCCUCUAACUCCCCGUAACAGGCUAGCUGAGUUUAAUAGAAGGGUUGGUAAUGAAGGAGGAGGAUUCUAUCAACUCCCUGGUGCUCUUCCUUAUUCUUUCCCUUGGAAUGAUGCCUCUUCAGGUGAUAUGAACGAUGGAGGUGGAGAAGGCGGUAUGUGAACCAACUUCAAUUUCAGAUAAUAUGCUCCGUUUAGGGUUUCCCUAUAUGGGGCAUAUGAUCUUGUUGGGAUGGGUGUUACUUUUGUCUGGUUUAUGGCUAGCCUGUGCGUUCUCGAGCUAGAGAUAUUGUCACUUAAGUACUUGUAGUAAUAUUGUUUGCCUUACUAUCAAAAUUUGGUGGGUGCAGUAAAACUCUUAUGGUUGUCCUGCUAAUACCAGGGGCUUAAAAUGUGUCAUCGGCAUUGUACUAUAUAUGUUGUGGGGAUUUGGACCUAAAAUAAGGGGGUAAUAGAGCUAUAUCUAUUAUGGCAACUGAACCUUUUGUUGCGUCAUUAGUGCAGCAGCAGCUCCGGGCGUGGGUGCAUGUGGAGUUGCUCUUCCCUUGUCAUUUGUUUUAUGCUUUAAAGAAUAAGUGAGAUGAAAUAGUUGCAGUGUUAAGGUCGAACUUUAAAAAGGAUUCUCCAAGCCUAAGUAGUCUAUGCCCUAGUCCUCCUUUACGCUAUUUAUUCUUACCUUUCUACUUUGUUC
Messenger RNA from Gossypium raimondii (Peruvian cotton), 1376 nucleotides. RefSeq names its product protein LATERAL ORGAN BOUNDARIES-like. The transcript has 2 exons. NCBI's taxonomy places the organism in Eukaryota, Viridiplantae, Streptophyta, Magnoliopsida, Malvales, Malvaceae. The record is from RefSeq and is a predicted model, not a curated record. The coding region runs from base 291 to 848 and encodes 185 amino acids.